Phoenix dactylifera (date palm) is the source of this 1181-nucleotide messenger RNA. RefSeq lists its product as uncharacterized. Gene Ontology annotation, molecular function: SUMO binding; ubiquitin protein ligase activity; SUMO-ubiquitin ligase activity. Gene Ontology annotation, cellular component: SUMO-targeted ubiquitin ligase complex. Gene Ontology annotation, biological process: ubiquitin-dependent protein catabolic process. The record is from RefSeq and is a predicted model, not a curated record. NCBI's taxonomy places the organism in Eukaryota, Viridiplantae, Streptophyta, Magnoliopsida, Arecales, Arecaceae.
CCCCAUGAUCGAUAAUUUAUAGAAAAGUUAACCUUUUCUUGCCCUUUUCGCUCUUCCUUCCUUUGUUUAACCUCGCAAGUAAUUAAUUUAGUUCAAUUUACUCUUCCGUGUUAGAUGCGUCUUCUUCCCCCUUUUAAACUAGGCUUAGGGCUUCUCAUCCCAUUCCCCCUCGUCUCCACUCCUCCAAUUCCCCUUUGCAUCGCUGCGAGAUCGGUCUUGGAUCUCUGAUUUAUCUGUAAAAAUUGGCGCUUUUGUUGGAGAGAAAGCAGCUUGGUCGAACAUGAGUAGAUCGAGAUCAAGCAGAAAGACAUUUCAAGAUCUUGAGUUAAGGCUCGUGCCUGCUUAUCUAUCAAGGGGAGGCAUGUUGGCUGCUAGUUGCGUAAGGGGUUGCCCCGACUUCGUAAUGAUCGAUGAUGGCGAGGAUUAUGAGCAAAUAUAUCCUGCUGUCUCUUCAGGAACGACAUUUAGGUCUUUCCCUUAUUCAAGUCCAUGGGCACCUGCAAUCAGAGAAGAGGACUUAGAACUUCGGCUUGGAAUUGGAGCCUCUAAUGGAUAUUCCGGGAAUUCAAGUGGUGGGGCUAGUACAUUAGAAGAUAGAUUCAAAAACACCAAUGCUUGGCAGUCCAGCAAGUGUGGACAGGCAUCAAGCAGCCAAUACAUGUCAGACUUUAAGGAAGUGAAGCUGAGAUGUGCUAUUUGUAUGGACACUAUGAAAGAGGAGACAUCCACACUUUGUGGGCAUGUAUUUUGCAAAGCCUGCAUCACUAAUGUCAUCAAGAUGCAGAAGAGAUGCCCGACCUGCCGGGAGAAACUUUCUAUCAGCCAUAUUCACCGCAUAUAUCUCCCAGGUGCAACUUCCUAGCAACCGAUUAUACAAUGACAUUCAAGUUAUUCUCUGCUCUUUUGAUCCUCUAACAUCAUUUGAUUGUGAGACACUUUUAAGAAGGCCGAAGGUGGGCAAUGACACCCCUUAAUCAUAUCAUAAAGGGCUCUGAUACAUGGGGGAUUGUAUCGGUGAUUGUGAGACCUAAUUAUGUGAUGUUGUUGUGGAUGAGAAAGUUUUUGGAGAUGUAUGCAGGGCUUCUUGUAACUUGAAUUAUAAGUAUAUACCAUGAUCAUCGAAUGAACUCAGGUGAAUUUAGUCUGAUGGAAUGAAAAGUACAUGGCUGUCUGUUUCACAU